CUGAACGCAUGGACUGCAGCAACUUCAAAUAAAAACCUUCCUACCCUUGAUUUCGAAUAUACGGAGCCGACAGAGCAUCGUAUGGCUAACUGGGCUUUCUACUCGCCUGUUCGUCCGUCCACAUUUUUGCUUGUUCGUCCGCCCGUCUGUGAGUUUGGUUGUCUGACUGUCCUGUUUAAUUGUCGGCCUUGA
This is a messenger RNA of Protopolystoma xenopodis, 192 nucleotides long. The record is from the annotation of a GenBank genome assembly. NCBI's taxonomy places the organism in Eukaryota, Metazoa, Platyhelminthes, Monogenea, Polystomatidea, Polystomatidae.